AUGCCUGUCUUGUCUGUGGUGCUGGAAAAAUAUUUUAGCUUUUCUUUCCUGAGUACCUUUUACUUAGAACUAAUGUUACCUUGCUCUUUUUCUGCUUCCCGCUUGUCAGGAUUUGGUGGGCUUGAAACUACAAACUCCACUGCCAGUGGGUUUAAUUUUGGGGGUUUCGGAUUAACUGCUAAUCCUGCAGUGAAUUUUAAUAUUGGGAAUUUCGGUGUUUCCACUACCUCAACUCCACCAUUCAAUUUUGGUAACAGUCUGGCAAGUGCAGGUGCGUUUGGAGGAUUUGGGACAACUACCACCACUGCAGGACCAACAUUUAGUUUUUCUGCUCCCACCAAUACAGGCACCAGUGGACUCUUUGGUGCUACCCAGAACAAAGGCUUUGGAUUUGGUACUAGUUUUGGCACAGGAACUGGAACUGGUUUGGGUACGGGGUUGGGAACUGGGCUAGGCUUUGGAGGCUUCGGUACCCAGCAGCAACAGACCACAUUAGGAAGUGGCUUGUUCAGCCAGCCUGCUCAGACACCUGCCCAGUCGAACCAGCUCAUCAAUACAGCCAGUGCCCUCUCAGCUCCAACACUCUUAGGAGAUGAGAGAGAUGCUAUUUUGGCCAAAUGGAACCAACUUCAGGCCUUCUGGGGAACAGGCAAAGGGUAUUUCAACAAUAACAUCGCUCCAGUGGAGUUCACGCAGGAAAACCCCUUCUGCAGGUUUAAGGCUGUGGGUUACAGUUUAAUGCCCAACAACAAAGAUGAAGAUGGCCUUGUGGUCUUGGUCUUUAAUAGAAAAGAAACAGAUAUUCGAAGCCAGCAGCAGCAGCUCGUAGAAUCACUACACAAAAUUCUGGGAGGAAACCAGACCCUCACUGUCAACGUAGAAGGUGUUAAAACGAUGCCAGAUGACCAGACAGAAGUCAUCAUUUACGUUGUUGAGCGCUCGCCCAAUGGCACUUCGAGACGAGUUCCUGCAACAACCCUCUACGCCCACUUUGAACAAGCCAACAUAAAAUCAUCCCUGCAGCAGCUGGGGGUCAGCCUCUCCAUGGCCAGAACGGAGCUUUCCCCGGCACAAGUCAAACAGCUCCUGCAGAACCCUCCUGCCGGUGUUGAUCCUAUUAUAUGGGAACAAGCCAAAGUUGAUAAUCCUGAUCCUGACAAGCUUAUUCCUGUGCCAAUGGUGGGUUUCAAGGAACUGUUGAGAAGAUUGAAGGUCCAAGAUCAGAUGACCAAACAGCAUCAAACUCGAUUAGAUAUAAUAUCAGAAGAUAUCAGUGAACUGCAGAAAAACCAAACUACAACUAUGGCAAAAAUUGCACAGUACAAAAGAAAACUGAUGGCGCUUUCUCACAGAACGUUACAGGUGUUAAUAAAGCAGGAGAUCCAAAGGAAAAGCGGCUAUGCCAUUCAAGCAGAUGAAGAGCAGCUCCGUGUACAGUUAGAUACAAUUCAGUGUGAACUUAACGCACCUACGCAGUUCAAGGGCAGACUGAAUGAGCUCAUGUCCCAAAUCAGGAUGCAAAACCACUUCGGAGCAGUACGGGCUGGAGAGCGCUAUUACGUAGAUGGAGACCUCUUAAGGGAAAUCAAGCAACAUCUGAAGCAGCAGCAAGAAGGCCUAAGUCACCUGAUUAGCAUUAUAAAAGAUGACUUGGAGGACAUCAAACUUAUAGAACAUGGGCUGAACGAGAGCAUCCCCAUCAGAGGAGGAGUCUUCAGUUGACGUGGUGGAUGCUGCUGAGCUUACACAGAACAUGUUACUCAAGUUCACCUUCCAAGGCCAAAACUGGUGAGGUAAAAUAAAACACAUACCUUU
Messenger RNA from Pterocles gutturalis (yellow-throated sandgrouse), 1815 nucleotides. RefSeq names its product nucleoporin 54kDa (gene NUP54). Gene Ontology annotation, cellular component: nuclear pore central transport channel; nuclear pore. Gene Ontology annotation, biological process: NLS-bearing protein import into nucleus; nuclear pore organization; protein localization to nuclear inner membrane. The record is from RefSeq and is a predicted model, not a curated record. Gene Ontology annotation, molecular function: structural constituent of nuclear pore. NCBI's taxonomy places the organism in Eukaryota, Metazoa, Chordata, Aves, Pterocliformes, Pteroclidae.